UCACCCUUGUCUCCCUGCAGUUUGCGGUCUGCCCUGUCCAGGGAAAACAGUAGGAGGUGGAGUUUAAACUAUGGCUUUGGCAUACAGCAUUUCCCAAAGCGUUGUCUACAAGUGCAAGCCUCUAGAAGUAGUGAAAAUCAAGCUAUCUUCAGAGGCAGAUGACAGAAAACAAAGUAAAAUGGUAUCUGAAAUCCAAGCAAAGAAGCGAUGCUUGAGGUGCAAAACCCUUUACCUGGACACAGAUAAUUCCCCUACCGCAUGCUCCUUCCACGGCCAUGCCACUGGAGAGAAAGGAUUAUUUGCAUUGGCUCCUCCACACCAAGGGAUCGAUGGUGACUGGACUGACCGCUCUGGAGUCAUUGUGUACAAAUGGAAUGAAAAGAAUGAUAGACCAAACACUGGACGUGCCAAUUGGAAGAAAAGAUGGAGCUGCUGUCAAGAGUAUGAUGAAAAUGCACCACCUUGUAGCCGUGGGUGGCAUGUCUCAUAUGAUGAUGGCUUCACUUUGUAUUAGAUACCAUUAUUUUUAACGUAAUACCACAUUGUAAAUUCAACAGCAUUUCAACUCGUGACAACUAGUGCUUGGGCUACUGCUCUGCAUCUCAUUGUUGGUAUCGCCCAGAUUUUGGUUUUGAUAGAAUUUAACUUGUGCAGAUGGACCUUCUUCCUGCUUAUUAUGUUCAUCUUAGCUACAUUGAGUUUUAAAAUGACAGACCACCUUUGAUGUACUGUUGUUAGAGCAGAUGUUCAAUUCUUUCUUAGCCGUGCA
This is a messenger RNA of Theobroma umbraticum, 769 nucleotides long. RefSeq lists its product as uncharacterized. NCBI's taxonomy places the organism in Eukaryota, Viridiplantae, Streptophyta, Magnoliopsida, Malvales, Malvaceae. The record is from RefSeq and is a predicted model, not a curated record.